ACCUCAUGGUUCCUGGUCGGAUUCGUUAACCGCUGCGCCACGACGGGAACUCCAGGAAAUAAAUUUUAUCAUUAGUAUUAUUUCUGGUAGGGAAGUCAAAAUCAAGAAGUCAUGCAGGAAACGAUUGGUAGGUUUAAUGUUAACAACAACAACAACAAAACAAAAGUUUGCUUAAUGGGAAAUAAUAUCUAACACUUCAUUGAAUACUUAAUGCUUGUCAUGUUUUACUUGGUUAAUUGUUAUAGUAAUACUCCAAGGUAGGUUCUGUAACUGUCCACACUUAACAGAUGAGGUAAAUCCAGAUGUGUUGACAUAGCUAAUAUCUGUGCAGUGGUGUUAACAAAUUAAAAAUAUUUCUCAUUUUCUAUCUGUGUAAUAGUGUUGGGAGCCAGAUGGCCUGAAUCUGUGUAGCUGCUCUGCCACUUUCUAACUCAUCAAUAUAGACAAGUUCCUUAAUCUCUAAAAACCACCACCCGUGUCAUGGAAUUUUAUCUGAUUGUGUAGAUCAGAUUUCUUUAUUCUGGGUAUCAUGGUAACAAUACAGAAAAUACACAUUACUUCUCAUUUCUGCAAAUAGUCUUCACUGCUGAAGAAAGAAAUUUUUAAAGCUACAACCAAAUUCAUUUUGGCACCUUUUAUGGAAAUCCUGAUUUUGUUUGUACUUUUUAAUAAUCUUUUACUAAAGGUAUGAACAAGCAGAGAGCUUAUCUCAUUAGACAAGUCCACAUUAAUAAGAAUGCCUAGAAGAGGAUUGAUUCUUCAGACCCGGAGCCACUGGCUACUAUUGGGUCUCGCUUUACUCUGCAGUUUGGUAUUAUUUUUGUACCUUCUAGAAUGUGCCCCUCAGACGGAUGGAAAUGCAUCUCUCCCCGGUAUCGUUGGGGAAAAUUAUGGUAAAGAGUAUUAUCAAGCCCUCCUGCAGGAGCAAGAAGAACAUUAUCAAACCAGAGCAACUAGUCUGAAACGCCAAAUUGCCCAAUUAAAACAAGAAUUACAAGAAAUGAGUGAGAAGAUGAGAUCAUUGCAAGAGAGAAAGAAUGUGGGGGCUAAUGGUAUAGGCUAUCAAGGCAACAAAGAACAAGUACCUAGUGACCUUUUAGAGUUUCUUCAUUCACAAAUUGACAAAGCUGAAGUUAGCAUAGGAGCCAAACUACCUAGCGAGUAUGGGGUCAUUCCCUUUGAAAGUUUUACCUUAAUGAAAGUAUUCCAGUUGGAAAUGGGUCUUACUCGCCAUCCAGAGGAAAAGCCAGUUAGAAAAGAUAAACGAGACGAAUUGGUAGAAGUUAUUGAAGCCGGCCUAGAGGUCAUUAAUAAUCCUGAUGAAGAUGAUGAACAGGAAGAUGAAGAUGGUCCCCUUGGAGAGAAACUGAUAUUUAAUGAAAAUGACUUCAUAGAAGGUUAUUAUCGCACGGAGAGAGAUAAGGGCACACAGUAUGAACUCUUUUUUAAGAAAGCAGACCUUAUGGAAUAUAGACAUGUGACCCUCUUCCGCCCUUUUGGACCUCUCAUGAAAGUGAAGAGUGAGAUGAUUGACAUUACUAGAUCAAUUAUUAACAUCAUUGUGCCUCUCGCUGAAAGGACUGAAGCAUUUGCACAGUUUAUGCAGAACUUCAGGGAUGUGUGUAUUCAUCAGGACAAGAGAAUCCAUCUCACAGUGGUGUAUUUUGGUAAAGAAGGACUAUCUAAAGUCAAGUCUAUCCUGGAAUCUGUCACAAGUGAGUCUAAUUUUCACAAUUACACCUUGGUCUCAUUGAAUGAAGAAUUUAAUCGUGGACGAGGACUAAAUGUGGGUGCCCGAGCUUGGGACAAGGGCGAGGUCUUGAUGUUUUUCUGUGAUGUUGAUAUAUAUUUCUCAGCCGAGUUCCUUAACAGCUGCCGGUUAAAUGCUGAGCCAGGUAAGAAGGUGUUUUACCCUGUGGUGUUCAGUCUUUACAACCCUGCCAUUGUUUAUGCCAAUCAGGAUGUACCCCCACCUGUGGAACAGCAGCUGGUUCACAAAAAGGAUUCUGGCUUUUGGCGAGAUUUUGGCUUUGGAAUGACUUGUCAGUAUCGAUCAGAUUUCCUGACCAUUGGUGGAUUUGACAUGGAAGUAAAAGGUUGGGGUGGAGAAGAUGUUCAUCUUUAUCGAAAAUACUUACAUGGUGACCUGAUUGUGAUUCGGACUCCAGUUCCUGGCCUUUUCCACCUCUGGCAUGAGAAGCGCUGCGCUGAUGAGUUGACCCCUGAGCAGUACCGCAUGUGCAUCCAGUCCAAAGCCAUGAACGAGGCCUCUCACUCGCACCUGGGAAUGCUGGUUUUCAGGGAGGAGAUAGAGACACAUCUUCACAAACAGGCCUAUAGGACAAAUAGCGAAGCUGUUGGUUAAUGUAAUCAUGGACGUGUUAGUCUGAACCGGAAGCCAGCACUAUUUAUUUAGCCUUAAUUCCAGUUCCAGAUGCAGUGCCUCUUUCAGAGAAGACGUGCUUAUCUUGCGUUCUUGCUGACAUUGCUUCAGCAAUUUAACUUGGCGUAAGAAGAAAAAACAAGUGUUGCAAUGCAAAACUUCUAUUUUGUGAGAAUACUGCACUAUGGAAUCAUUGACAAAUCAAAAUCUGGUUUUUGUUCUAAGAGUAGGUUUCCUGUUUGUUUUUUGGUCUUUUUGUCUUUUUAGGGCUGAAUUCACGUUAUAUGGAGGUUCCCGGGUUAGGGGUCUAAUCGGAGCUGUAGCUGCCGGCCUACACCACAGCCACAGCAACACCAGAUCCGAGCCAUGUCUGUGACCUACAGCACAGCUCACGACAUCGCCGGAUCCUUGACCCACUGAGAGAGGCCAGGGAUCGAACCUACAACCUCACAGUUCCUAGUCGGAUUCGUUUCCAUCGUCCACGAUGGGAACUCCUAAGAGUAGUUUUGAGUUAAUUUGUAUCCGGCUCCAUGUUCUGACUGUAUUCUGGUUGCAUCUGCGCUGAGGGAUGGAAUGUAUUGUGCUGAUGGUGGGUCAGAAGCAUCUUCUUCCUGCAGAGAGGACAGAGUGUUAUGGAUGGAGUGUGUUGACAGGGGCUCUUCACCUGCCAACCACUCAGUCAACCCGCUUGGUUUGUAAAUGUAGAUCUUUGGUCUUUUGCUUGAAGAAUCCUUUUUUCACCAAAGCAGAGGGUAGUUAAAUGACACAUCUGAAAUCCCCAACUAAUCAAGAGAAGACAGAGAUAAAAAAAAUUCCUCAACUUUGUUGCUUAGCCCCCUGAAUUUUUUUUUCUUUUUUUCUUUCUUUUUUCUUCUUUUCAGGGCCACAUCCACGGCAUAUGGAAGUUCCCAGUCAAAUCAGAACUGCACCUGCCGGCCUCUGCCAGAGCCACAAUAACACAGGAUCCAAGCUGCGUCUGCGACCCACGCCACAGCUCAUGGCCAAGCCAGAUCCUUAACCCACUGAGUGAGGCCAGGGAUCAAACCCACAUCCUCAUGGAUACUAGUCAGGUUUGUUACCACUGAGCCACAGUGGAAACUCCAGCCCCCUGAAUGUUUUUAAACAAAUGAGUAAUAAUAGAAAAUACUUAGGUUAGCACCUAUAACUUGAUGAAAAAUAUAAUGUGGUACUACUCAUUUAUUAUGUUCAGGGUUAGGAAUCAAAGUUUCUAUAAACUACUUUGAACAAACAGAUAAACAUGGAAACGUUUUAACAGAACAGUUUAUUAUUUUGGAGUACAGGUUACUAAAGGCAUCUGGGAACAUAAGUUUACAUGAGCCAGAGCCCUGUCAGGGCCUUCUUAUUGCUAGUUCAGAAUAGAUGAGUGUAGCAUGUGUGUUUUAUGCUUUGUAUUGUUUCAUUUAGCAUGGAUCCAUAUGUAUGUAUUAUCCUUUUUUCUAACAUAUUAAUUAUGCUACAUCUGUAUUUGCAUUAUUAUAAUACUUUGAGUUGAGGAGGAGUUUCACUGAAGGGAGAAAAACCAAACAAUUGAAUGAGGUGUAAAACCAUAAGAUCACACUGACUUGAGAAAAGGGGAGGAGGGGAGGGUUGUCUAAAUGGAAAUCUGAAUUACAGAAUACUUUAGAGAAACAUAUAACUUGUAGAUAGAAUGAUGUUUUAAAUAAGGUGUAAAUUAUAUUGAGACAAAAUGAGUAAGAAAUUAUAUUCAGAUAGGACUGUACUAUGUUAUUUAAUCACACAUGGAUCUUUUACCAUAGGGUCAAUUGCUAGAUCCACAAAUUGGAGCUAUGGUGAAAGGCAUGCAUAGAUUUUUGAAACUUUGGCUUUAUAAAGGGAUCUAUAUUGAAUUCUCUUUGUAUAUAAACUCCUGAAAAUUCAUGGAAGACAAAUCAUUAUUCUUUUUUGCUCAGUAAAUCAUAUCAUCUGAAAUGUUAUAAAUCCUAAAUUUCUUGGUGCUACAUGAAUUCAAUUUUGUAAUAACUUAAUAUUCUUACAGGUUUAAGUUGGGGUAGCAUUUAGGCUUGUUUUUUUAAGAUCUAUAAGAUGUUCUCUGCAGAAUUGUUCAGGCCAUUGUCUCCUUUUAUACGCAGUUAUUUAUUGUGAAGACCCGUGAAUUAGGGUAUUUAAAGUGAGAGAACUUAAUUAUUUGCAAAAGUGAGUUGUACCUUGUUUUUUGACAGAAUUGAGUGAUUUUUUUUCUUUCCUCCUAUUUUUAAAACAAGCUUUUAAUUUAAAGAUGGAAGCUAAGCAAUGGAAACAUUACUAUGUUUUUGACAUUAAACGGUACCAAUAAAGUAUUUUAUUACCAAAAGUUAAA
Molecule: messenger RNA, 4721 nt
Organism: Sus scrofa (pig)
Lineage: Eukaryota; Metazoa; Chordata; Mammalia; Artiodactyla; Suidae
Source: RefSeq, a predicted model, not a curated record